GUUUGUUUUGAUCUGAUCUUAGGAUGGAAGGAGAUGAUGGAGAAUUCCUGUCCAACAUUCUUUGCAAUGGAGAAGGGGUUCAUGUUCCUGAUUUGGGCGAGAAGUCCAUUCCAAUCACCGAAGACAUUAAUCCUGUUGAGGAAGUGCAGGCAAGCCGCAGUACCAAGGGAGGAAGGAGGUCCAAAAAUUUUCAUUACAAGGAGGAUGAAGUUGUUUGCUUAGGAUGGUUGAAUGUUAGCAAGGAUCCCAUCAACGGGGCUAAUCAAUCGCGUGGAACAUUUUGGGGAAGAGUUCAUGCUUACUACGAGCAACACAAUGAAACUGGACUUCCUCGUACGGAGAGUUCCAUUAUGCAUAGGUGGUUGACAAUACAAUGGUCCGUGAACAAGUUCUGUUCGUGCUAUGAGGCCAUUCUUCGUAGGAAUCAAAGUGGUACUACUAUCCAAGACAAGCUUAAUGAUGCAAAGAAGUAUUACGCGGACUUAGAUAAGGACAAAAAGCCUUUUGCUCUUGAUCAUUGCUGGAACAUACUUAAAGGGGAGGACAAGUGGAAAGCCAAGAUGGCAGAACUUGUAGAGCUUGAGAAACUAGCAGCAAGCAAAAAGAAACAGAAGACAACAAAGGUGUCCAGGCCAAGAGAUGAAGGAGCCGGCAAUGAUGUUGAAGUCAUAGCUGGUGAUGUUGGACAAAUUGAGCCUACUAGGAAGAGGUCAGAUGGGAUAAAGAAGGUAAAAGAAAAUCUUAGGCGAGGAGGUGGUGAGGCUUGCAUGGAAGCUUUGGAGAAGAUGUGGUCAAAGAAAGAGGCCUACGACAAGGUCAAGGAGAAGGCCAAAGAGGACAGGUUCUUGGCGACACUAGAGAUAGAGAAGGCUACGCUAGAGCUAGAGAAGAAGCGGGUGGAAAAUGAAGCAAAGAAAUCUGAAGCCGACUUGAUGAAAGAAGAAAAAGAAAUUAUGUUAGCGGACAUGACCUCCCUCAACCCGAUGCAGCGUGAUUGGAUUGAGAUUAUGCAGAAGAAGAUUCUCGCGAGACAUGCAGAAAAUUAAGUUUAGUUGGUUGAAUUAUGAGUCAA
Messenger RNA from Sorghum bicolor (sorghum), 1072 nucleotides. Its product is annotated as glutathione S-transferase T3. The record is from RefSeq and is a predicted model, not a curated record. The transcript has 3 exons. Lineage: Eukaryota; Viridiplantae; Streptophyta; Magnoliopsida; Poales; Poaceae. The coding region runs from base 24 to 1046 and encodes 340 amino acids.